Impatiens glandulifera is the source of this 717-nucleotide messenger RNA. Its product is annotated as thaumatin-like protein 1. Gene Ontology annotation, biological process: defense response. The transcript has 2 exons. Gene Ontology annotation, cellular component: extracellular region. Bases 1 to 717 code for a protein of 238 amino acids. The record is from RefSeq and is a predicted model, not a curated record. NCBI's taxonomy places the organism in Eukaryota, Viridiplantae, Streptophyta, Magnoliopsida, Ericales, Balsaminaceae.
AUGGGAAUUCUAAACAUUCUUGUUCUUAUCUUAGCUAUAACCUUCAUCCAAGGGUCUCAAUCAACCACGCUAACCAUUACGAACCACUGCCCCUUCACAAUUUGGCCGGCUAUUCUAACCGGUUCAGGUCCAGCAGCUUCCUCCACUGGCUUCGAGCUUGCGUCUCAAGCCUCCACGGAUGUAACCGCGCAACCACAAUGGUCGGGUCGUGUUUGGGCUCGCACACAAUGCUCUAACUCCGGAGGAUCAUUCUCAUGCUUAACCGGUGAUUGUGGCAGCAACCAAAUUCCAUGCAAUGGUAAGGGAGGUGCCCCACCAGCAACCUUAAUUGAGUACACACUAGCUGGAGGUGGUAACAACGAUUUCUUUGAUGUUAGCCUUGUUGAUGGUUUCAACCUUCCGGUAAAUGUUGUUCCAUCGGGCAGCGGUUGCAAGUCAACUGGUUGCCCAGUGGAUAUAAACGCUGCAUGCCCGAACGAGUUGGCAAUAAUGAACGGUGGUGCAAAGAUUGGAUGUAAAAGUGCGUGUUUGGCAUUCGGGAAACCAGAGUUUUGUUGUAGUGGCUCGUUCGCGACUCCUGACGUGUGCAAGCCGUCAAAUUAUUCCCAAAUUUUUAAGAAUAGUUGCCCUCAAGCAUAUAGCUAUGCUUAUGAUGAUAAGACCAGCACUUUUACUUGCCCUAAUGGUGGAAAUUAUCAAAUAACAUUUUGUCCUUAA